Molecule: messenger RNA, 2504 nt
Organism: Thalassophryne amazonica
Lineage: Eukaryota; Metazoa; Chordata; Actinopteri; Batrachoidiformes; Batrachoididae
Product: leucine-rich repeat-containing protein 24-like
Molecular function (GO): protein binding
Source: RefSeq, a predicted model, not a curated record
UAAUCUUGUAAAGUCGUCUGUUUAAAAGCACCACGAUGCUGCUGUGGACCUCCAGACUUCUGCUGAUCAUCCUGACCUGUCCAUAUCCUUCACUGGGAUGUCCCUCUGGUUGCCGCUGCUACAGCCUCACAGUGGAGUGUGGCUCUUUGGGCAUCAAGGAAAUCCCACAAGAUGUGCCCGCCGUCACCGAGACCAUCUUCCUCCAGGACAACACCAUAAUGCAGAUCCGCCUUCAGGACCUGAGCCGUUUGGGUCGCCUCCAUUACCUGUACCUCCAGAAUAACAGCAUCUCUGCGCUGGAGCCUGGAGCCUUUCACAGCCAGGGUCAGCUGCUUGAGUUGGCCCUCAACGGUAACCUCAUCCAUCUGGUCACCUCAGAUAUGUUUCGGGGUUUGGAGCACCUCCGAAUCCUAUACCUGGCCAGCAACCAGAUCAGUCAAGUCCAGAACUAUACCUUUAGGGGACUGCAGCGCCUACAGGAACUCCACCUACAGGAGAACAGUAUUGAGCUGAUGGCCGAGCAAGCUCUAUCCGGAUUAUCAUCUCUGGCCCUGCUGGAUCUGAGCAGAAAUCAUCUCCGCACCCUGGGAGCCUCUUCGCUCAAACCACUGGUCAGCCUACAGGUGCUCCGUGUCACGGAGAACCCAUGGCGCUGUGACUGUGCUCUGGGCUGGCUGAGAACCUGGAUGAAUGAAGAUGGGCAGCGUCUGUUGAGCUCUGCUGAGCAGCGGCGGCUGAUGUGCUCUGAACCACCUCGCCUUUCACAUUUAAGUCUAGCGGAGGUCGCCCCCAACAGUUUGGUUUGUAUUCCCCCUGUGGUGCAGCUGGAGCCCAGCCACCUGACCGUACGAUUAGGAGAAACAUUACGGGUCUCCUGUCAAGCAUCGGGAUACCCUCAACCCCAGGUGACUUGGAAGAAAGCAUCCCAUGGCAAGGCCCAAUUAUCACCACGAGGCCUUGUUCAAGAGCUGGGACCCAAUGGUGAGCUCUUCAAGCCUGGGGUUGGAGGAGUGGUAACAGCCCUGCCCAGUAGUGGGAGGAAUAAAUUGGUAGGUGCUGGAGGGAUUCGUGGACUUGUACGUGGUAGGGAGGAGGGUGGAGAGAGGGACAGCUUUGACCCAGACAUGGGCAGUGGCAUGCUGUUCCUCAGCAAUGUAACAGUGGCACAUGCUGGGCGUUACGAGUGUGAAGCCUGGAACCCAGGUGGCGUUGCCAGAGUGACCUUUCACUUGGCUGUCAACAUGUCCUCUUCCUCAUACACAUCACAGUUCUGGCCACGUUUAAAUUCACACUCAUAUGUAUCCUCUUCAUCUAACUCAUAUCAGCCGGAGGUUCUUGAUGUAAGCCAGGAGCCAUUGUAUGAGCAGGAGAGCAUGGACUUCAAUGCUCUGGGUCCUGCCACACAAACAGCUAUUGCUGUAGGCAUCUCCUUGCUUGCACUUACUGCUGUUCUACUCUUGAUCAUGAUCUACACUCGUCACCAGCAGUACCAGAAAGAAGAAGAAGAAGACUCCUACUGUACCGGCAAAGAAAACAGUAUUCUCUAUGUGAAUGACAGACACACUACCUUUGCACAGCUGCAGGAGUACCGUGAUGACCACGGCCAUGAAAUGUACAUAAUCAACCAAACCAAGCCUGGCCUGGGAUCAACUUCAACCAGGUGUCCCAUGAUGAGCAGUUUUGUCCAGGAAACUAGUAUGAAAGAAGCCCUCCUCGAUCAUGAAAUGGUCCAGACUCUGACCAGAUCAGGGGGAAUUGGUUUUCACAGAAAUCCAGCAGAUGGAGGUGAGGGACCCCUAACCACAGACCCAGAGGAACUCUUCCUUAGGCAGAGUCUCCUCUUUGGAUCACAGGUUGCCUAUGAGAUCCACUGCUAAGGGGCUUUAAUGGUGUUCCAACAUUAAGCAACAUUUUGACAGACUUAAGUGAAGACAUCAUCUGCAUCUGCCAGAUGCAAAUUAUGGAAAAAUUUAUUAAAAGCAGCAAUCUAUGUUGUGUGUGACAGCACAACACAGUGGUUCAUGGGGAGAACCAGGUUUCAGACAUCAGUAAGUUUAACAUUAACAUGGAUCAAACAAAGGAACACCAACAACUACAAUGAACUUUCUAUCAGCAAACCAGACCUUUAAAAGGUAACUGUAAAAGGCUAAUCUGAGUCGAAAAGACUGAUAAAAGUAGAUGAAACUGCAGGAGAUACAGUACCCAGCAAACAAAUCCAUGCAAGGCCCAUGUGGGGCCACUGUGGACUGAAAUGUCAGCCCUCUUUGUGGAGCCCAUCCAAGGUCAACAACCAAUUAAAUUGUUUUUAGUGCUGUUAUAACUUACGCUUCAUUGGUGGCUACUGAUGCUGCUGGAUGAAAAUGAGCUUUUAGUGAUAUCUACUGCAAUAAAUGUAUUGUGCAUUGUCCCUGCUAAAUAAAAGAAAAUAAAAUAUUGGCUUAAGAUGUAGGCUGACUGUGAGCUGACCCAACACUCAUUUUAUUCUUUCAUUAAUUAACCAUGGG